Molecule: messenger RNA, 539 nt
Organism: Toxorhynchites rutilus septentrionalis
Lineage: Eukaryota; Metazoa; Arthropoda; Insecta; Diptera; Culicidae
Product: mitochondrial intermembrane space import and assembly protein 40-B
Exons: 2
Coding region: 1-480 (159 amino acids)
Biological process (GO): protein import into mitochondrial intermembrane space
Cellular component (GO): mitochondrial intermembrane space
Molecular function (GO): protein-disulfide reductase activity
Source: RefSeq, a predicted model, not a curated record
AUGUCGUUCUGUAAGAGUUUCGGUAAGGAUAAGGUAAUUUUUGCUACCAAAGAGGACCAUGCGACGCCGAGCACUAUCGAGUUGCCAGAGACGGAAGCUAGUCCGGGGUUGAUAUUGGAAAGUGGGGAAAUUAACUGGAGUUGUCCGUGUCUCGGAGGGAUGGCGACAGGCCCUUGCGGGGUGGAGUUUCGAGAGGCUUUUUCGUGUUUUCAUUUUAGCGAAGCACAACCCAAGGGAUCGGACUGUUACGAUGCAUUUAAGAUAAUGCAGGAUUGCAUGGCUAACUAUCCCGGAGUGUACAAACAGACUCAACCGGAGGAUGACGAUGAUGAAGGAGGUGGCGGUGGCCUGGAUCUUGGCGCGUUGGUCGAUGAAGCGGAGGACCCAGAAAAGGAAUCCCUCAAAGAGGACGAACCUUCCAAUCAAAGUGAGAUCGCUGGCGCAGGAACGUCAGCAACUGUUGCGCAGAAAGAUAAUUGAGCUAUUUUUUAGUUUUUGUAGAAAGUUUUAGUUUAUAAAGAAGAUUGUUUGAAGAGCAA